Molecule: messenger RNA, 1542 nt
Organism: Schistosoma mattheei
Lineage: Eukaryota; Metazoa; Platyhelminthes; Trematoda; Strigeidida; Schistosomatidae
Source: the annotation of a GenBank genome assembly
AAGAGAAUUUCGCACAAUAAUUAGGUUACUAUUCAUUUCAAAUAAGAAAUAAAGAAGUAUGAAGACACUAGUUAUCUUGAUUUAUAUUACUUGGAUUUUGUACUUAAAUUUCACGCAAGUCGGUUUAUUGUCUCAAUCUCAAUAUCCAAUUAAACAUGAUCUAUUUCAAUCCACUCUGAAAGCAAAUGAUAAUUUUAUUUAUUAUCAACAUCGUUUAAUAAUUGGGCAUAUUGUAACACUGCCAUGUGAAUAUGAGAGUAUGGACAACAAUAAUAAUAAUCGAAGAAUUCAUAAUCAAUCAGUAGUUUAUGAAUGGUUGUUCAAUGGUAGACAAUUAUCACCGCAUAGAGCAUUUUUUAAUGCAAACUGGGAUAUUCAUGGAUAUUUAACUAUAUGGGCUAUGAUAUCGAGGCAAACAACGUUAUGGUGUCAUAAACAAAUUAUCGAUAAUAAUAACCAGAUAAAUGAUCAUUAUUAUUAUUCACAUCAAAUUACUUUCAUUAAUUUAGCUAUACUGAAUCAAAUUGUCGGUAUUAAAGUAGAUAUGAACAUGGAUAAAUACUCAUUAUUGCAUAAAUGUCAAAUUGACAAUAACACAUGCGAUUGUCAAACAACAUUUGGUAUUAAUGUAACAUCCGAUAAAGAAAUGGCAAAAUCAAAACAUUAUAUUUUAGAGAAUUUAGAAGUACUCAGUCAAUCUAUAUGUCAGAACUUAACAUUUUGUAUAAAUUUUUAUUUAAAUGAUUUUCUAUGCAUGAAUAGUUUGAAUGAUUCACGUGCUACGCACUACACUGAAUUUACAUUUAUUUUGGACAAUUUUAGAAAAUAUACGGUAAAUUCGACAGGUACAUCCAUCGCAUUCCAGGCCUCUGAACUUUUCCAAGAGAUCUAUGCUCACCGGGGUCGUAUUACCCAAGUCGUAUUAUCGAUCCACCACCGCCAUCAAUUGAUGAAGAACUCUUGCCUUCUACUGCUAACCAAAUAAUAUUCACGGAUGGAUACAUCAGAUCUCAAUUUACCACUAGUGAUUAUGAUCUAAUCAAAUGUCUUCCAUGUCCACAUAACACAUAUUCGGAGGAAUAUGGUCAAUCAAGUUGUUUACCAUGUCCAUUUCAACACAGUAUACCAAUCGAUCCUGAUAGUGAUACACACCCGAUAAAUGGAAGUGAUUGGCUACACAUAGCAUGCACUAAAGAAGACAGAUCUGAACUACUUAUGAUACAAAUAAUUCAAAGAAUAUUAGGCAAGACAAUAAGUGAAUAUAUAAAAAAAACUUCACUCAUCAAACGUGCUGGAAUUCUAUGUUUUAUCAUUGCUUUGCCUGGUAUUAUCACUUUUUUAUUAAUAUUUAUUGCCUAUAUUUUGAUUGAUGUUGGAUCAACAUUAAAAGAAAUGGCUAAAACUUUGCAUCCAUUGCAAAUACAAUUAGCUGAGAUUAGUACAGCAAAUGCACGUUUGGAUGUGCAAUUGAGUGAAGCAGCUGAAAGGACUUAUAGACAUGAAAAGUGAAUAAUUACCAAAACUUUGCAAAUUCAUUAAGAC